Striga asiatica is the source of this 324-nucleotide messenger RNA. The record is from the annotation of a GenBank genome assembly. NCBI's taxonomy places the organism in Eukaryota, Viridiplantae, Streptophyta, Magnoliopsida, Lamiales, Orobanchaceae.
AUGGAGUUUACAUGGAGACAAACUGCUGACUCGGCAUAUUUUAUCUUUUUCCUGAAACAAGAGGGGCCCCCUUUUGCAAGUUGGCAACAGAAUCCCACCAAUCAGAGCCUGCCACCUGUCCAACCACCACAAACUCUUCAUUUCCUCUAUCCUGAAACUAAUUAUCAUCGUUCGAUGAUCCGAGUGCGGAAGUUUUGCUCGUGGCGAAAGUGUAGCCGUUUUGUGCAAGAGCAAAGGACGCGUUUUUACAUAAUUUGGAGGUGCUCCAUAAUCCUCAUCCGGUGGAAGUUCGAGGGCGUAAGGCUCGAACUAUCGAGAGGGUAA